AUGGCCGCCGCCGCCGCGUCGAGGAUUGCCCUCCACCUCCUCCCUCGUCUCCGCCUCCGAUCCUCGUUCCACACCGAAACCCCGGUUCAGCUGGCCAUCAGGACCGCCAUCGAGUCCAACGAUCACCGGCGGAUACCCCUCAUCCUCUCUGCCGGCGGCGGCGGCGGCGGCAGCUCCCCGCCGGAUGAGGACCCCUUUUCCUUCCUCGCCCACCUUCCGCCUCCUCUCACUACCCGCAUCGUCGACGACAUCCUCCAAUCCCUCAUGUCCUUCUGCCGCCCUCGCUCCCUCUCCCACCCGUCGUUCGCCGCCCUCCUCUCCGUCCUCCUUCCUCAACCUCACCCACACCUCCCCGCGGUGAACUUCCCCCUCGCCCUCGCCGUCCUCCAAACGGCCAUCCGCUGUGGGUUCUCCCCGCCGCCCUCCACCCGCCAUUCUCUCUCCCUCUUCUGGGUUCAUCUCCGUCACCCCCACCACGGCCGGAAACCGCCCGCCGUUCGCCUUCUCUUGUCCAUGCGCGGCGUUGGGUACCGACCGGACCUCCUCACGCUGAACUUCCUCGUUUUCUCUCUCUGCUCCUCUUCCGAGGUUGAGGAGGCCGUGGGCGUCCUGCGAGGGAUGGCCGGUGCAGGGUGCGGCCCUGACUGCGACAGCUACUGUGCGGUGAUCGAUGCGUGCUGUGGCUCUGCGGUGGGGGACGUGCCGCGAGCUGUGGCGCUGCUCAGGGAGAUGGUGGCGGGAGAGGGGAUGGUGCCAAGGAAGGGGACGGUGGGGAAGGUGGUGGGGGCGCUGAGGAGAGAAGGCCAGGGGAGGAAGGCGGCGAAGGUGGUGGCGUUCUUGGAUAGUGAAGGGGUCGCUGUGGGGUUCGAGGAGUACGAGGCCGUCGUGGAGGGGUGCCUCGAGUGCAAGGAGUUCGUGACGGCCGGGAAGAUGGUGGUGAAGAUGUCGGAGGUGGGCUUCAUCCCCUACAUUAGGGUCAGGCAUAGGGUGGUGGAAGGGCUGGCGGGAAUCGGCCAGCAGGAACUGGCCGGGACGGUGAGGCAAAGUCUCGCAAAGAUCAGAUCUUGA
Spirodela intermedia is the source of this 1068-nucleotide messenger RNA. The record is from the annotation of a GenBank genome assembly. NCBI's taxonomy places the organism in Eukaryota, Viridiplantae, Streptophyta, Magnoliopsida, Alismatales, Araceae.